AUGCCACUGCCUUUUCCAGAUAUUUGUGCUCGUCUUUUUGAUGGAAAUAGUGCCACCGGUAAUUUUAGGAGUUACUCAACCCAAUCAUCUUCAGUAGCUGGAGCAUCCUCUUGUCGUCUUCCACCACUUCAGAUUACCGCCACCCCUUUUCUUGCAUUAGAUGAUAAUGGUGAUGACACUUCUCAUCAUGCUAGUGAGACUUUCAUGAGUAACCACCUUCUGCUGCUUCACCAUCUGAUGCUUCACCUUCUGCUGCUUCACCAUCCGGUUACCCCAACAAAAGGGCUAAACCCUCAACUCCUAAAGCUCCUAGUACCUCACCGUCUGCUUCUUCACCGGAUGGAACUUCUGUUACUGCUGACGAUUUAG
Molecule: messenger RNA, 369 nt
Organism: Lactuca saligna
Lineage: Eukaryota; Viridiplantae; Streptophyta; Magnoliopsida; Asterales; Asteraceae
Source: the annotation of a GenBank genome assembly